Molecule: messenger RNA, 6064 nt
Organism: Homalodisca vitripennis (glassy-winged sharpshooter)
Lineage: Eukaryota; Metazoa; Arthropoda; Insecta; Hemiptera; Cicadellidae
Product: palmitoyltransferase ZDHHC2-like
Exons: 9
Coding region: 131-1231 (366 amino acids)
Biological process (GO): protein targeting to membrane; synaptic vesicle maturation; peptidyl-L-cysteine S-palmitoylation
Cellular component (GO): endoplasmic reticulum; Golgi apparatus
Molecular function (GO): protein-cysteine S-palmitoyltransferase activity
Source: RefSeq, a predicted model, not a curated record
GGCCCGUCUGCUGUGCUGAGUUUCUUGUUUGCAGUCUUGUGGUGGUGUUGUUAUGUAGUAAAUCAUAGAAUAAUGGUAUUGGAUUGGGGUGGUGUUUCUGGUAUGGUUAUGUUAAAAAGGAAUUAAUGAAAUGGCUACUAGUUCUGAUAUAGGAUCUUAUAAUCGACCUUGUGGUUGGUGUGUUAAAGCUGUUAAAUGGAUUCCUGUUUUAUUUCUCCUUUGCAUUAUUGUUUGGUCAUACUAUGCAUAUGUGGUACAGCUAUGCUUCAUGAUUGUGCCCAAUGUAUUUGAGAAGAUAAUUUAUCUACUUGGCUAUCACAUAGCUUUUGUUGUAUUCAUAUGGUCAUAUUACCAAACAGUCUUCACACCUGUUGGGGUUGUUCCUCGUAAGUUUAAAUUACCAAAGGUGGAACUUGAAAAAUUACAACAAGCGGAUAAUGAAGAAAGUCACAGACAAAUAAUUGAACAUUUUGCAUCUUCUCUCCCUGUGACAAACAGGACUGUUACUGGAGCAAUACGUUAUUGUGAGAAGUGUCAUCAAGUGAAGCCGGACAGAGCUCACCACUGCAGUGUUUGUGGCCAGUGUGUGCUCAAGAUGGACCAUCAUUGUCCCUGGGUCAACAACUGUGUCUCAUUCACUAACUAUAAAUUUUUCAUUUUAUUUUUGGGAUAUGCAUUAACAUACUGCAUAUAUAUUGUGAUCACGAGUGUGCAGUAUUUUGUCCAGUUUUGGAAGGGUGACUUAGAAGGAAUGGGGCGCUUCCAUAUUUUAUUUUUAUUCUUUGUGGCAGCCAUGUUUGCUGUUAGCCUUGUAUCAUUAUUCUGCUACCACUGUUAUUUAGUAGUACACAAUAGAUCAACUUUAGAAGCCUUCCGAGCACCUAUAUUCCGUACUGGAGUCGACAAAAACGGGUUUAGCUUAGGAGCAUACAAUAAUUUUCAAGAAGUUUUUGGAGACAAUCGAGCGUGCUGGUUUCUCCCUGUUUUUACCAGUUUGGGGGACGGCGUAGUUUAUCCUGUGAGAUCGCAACACCAAUGUGGACAAUACAACUCAAUUGGUGUAACUGUCAACAGUAUGGGAGAUGGCAUAGUGUUCCCCCAGAGACUUGUGGAUGAAGACACAGAUCAGUUACUGGGAGGUCGCCAAAGGUGGUCUGAAGAUGAGUCACCUACCCACUCAGUGAGGUCUCCUCAGAGACUUAUCAGAGACAGGGAGCCAGCUCCAGUCUGAUGCAGGUUGUGUAAGAAUCACCAAGGUUCCUUGUAUGGACUGUGUAUCAACCUUAGUAGAUGGUUAUGAUAAGUUAAAAUGCAUACAUAAUACAUUUAUAUGUACAGCAAUUUAGUGUUAUAAGUUUUAAAAUUACUUAAUGUAAUCUUAUUUUUGUUUACAAUAGUUUGUAUUAGUGUUUUAAAAUAAUUUUUUAUUGUUAACUAAUGCAGGAGGCAGUAAGGGACCAUAGUGUAUCUUUAAAGUUUUAGAAGUAGUGUAUAUUAAAUUUGAUUACUAUUGUAUCUACUAAUUACUGUGAAUUGAACGUUAAUCAUUUUAAUUUCGUUGAGCUGAAAUAAAGUGAAAUUAUUUCAUUUAUAGACUUUAAAUUACAAUUACAUUGCUUCUAUAGAAAAUGAUUUCUGUAUUUUUAAAAUUUAGAUUUUUUUCAGAAAAAUAACGGUUUCAUCUGAUGCGAUUGGGGCCAAGCUUCAGGAUUUAAUAUAAAGAAUGUGAUAUCUCCCGUAACCCCUGAAGUGGCUUGCCCUUCCCUGGGAAGUAUAUUAUAAGAACUCCUUUCUGUAAUGUCACAUGAAUGUUUUCAAUAGGAAUUGGUAGAAUAUCCAUUGAAUAAAGACAAAUAAUGUUAUGUCAUCUUAUAAUAAUAAAUCAAUGUAAUGGAGUAUUGAAGGACCCGACAGAAUGUAAUGAGUUAACGCAGAGAAAGACAUUUGACUUUUGAUUCUAAACUCAAUUGAGUUCUUCCUUUGACUAAAAUAAAACCAUAUGUCAGUUUUCAAGUCUGUAUGGCUUUUCUCUUGAAUUAUCGCAGACAGGAGGCUCUUUCAGAAUAUACCUAACUGUACAGAAUACCUAAUAUUAUUAGAAAGUAAAGCUGCUACAAUGGCACUACACUCUUUUGACUAGACUCUUUGACUCUCAAAGGUAGUAUGAGAAUACAGAAAUUGUGUAAUGGAACUGGUGAAGAGUAACAAGUUGUCCUUUUGUAGGUGCCAGGUCAUGAAGGCAUUCUUGGAAAUGAAACUUUAAACGCCCUGGCCAAUAUAGGUUUUGAAAGCUUUAUGGUAGGACCAAAGCCAGGCUGUGGAGUAGCCUUCUCCUACAAAAUGUAAUUACAGUAGUCCCUCUAUAGUCCGGCUCUGUGCCAGUCAGGUCAGUAGACAAAGGCAGGGUGUCAUCAUAGCCGUCAAUUUGUGAGGCCAGCUCAUAACGACAGUGUAUUUAACAGCAUUGUUUUCCCGUUUUUGAAUAGUAUACAAAUAAUAGAGAAAGUUAGUGAGAUAUUUUGGUGAUAAUUUUAUGUUUUGUUGCUUAUUGUGUCAUUCAUAAUUAUGGUGGUUAGUAUUUGUAGUGUGUUAAGUCGAUAAAUUUUGUACUGUAUAAUAAUGAUAGCAACACAGUGAGGUUGUACUGUACUGUGACUUUAUUUGUGGUUUAAAAUAUUAUCUAAUAUUGGAAUCAGCAUUUUAUUACUUUUUUCUUACUAUUUUUUUUUAUAAAUCAGCAGAUGAGCCUUAUAAACAAAAGUUUCCUAAAGUUGUCAGUGAUUUGAAACUUGAUUCGGACCAGGUGUAUAAUGCUGACAAAAGUGGACGUUUUGGAGGUAUUAACAUAAAAAUAAUACUUGUGCAUAAGUGCUCCAGGCUCCAGGUCAAAAAAUUUUGAUAGGUAGAAUAAUUUAUGCCAUGUGCUAACUUUUUUAUUUAAAGACUCUAUUGUACAUCUUUAUGGUAAGAAUUGAUUUUUGUGUAACAAAAAAAUUGUAUUAUGUAAUUUAAAUGUGUUUUUCAACUGAACUGCAGUAAUCCGGCUUUUUGACUAAUCCGACACAUAUCUGGUCUGAAUUGUGUCCGAUUAUUGAGGGACUACUGUAUCUGGAAAAGAGGGUCAGAUCCGAGACAUGGAGAAAGGCCUCAGGACUCAAUGUUUACCUCUCCUUAUGCUAAUAGAUGGACUAGGCUCCUAGAUCUAAGGAAGGGGGUUAUAUGACUUCUACUUAGAAUGUUAGCAGAACAUGGCCGUCUUCGGUAACAUGUGAUGAAGGUGGGUUUAAAUCAGUCUGAUGAAUGCAGACUCUGUGGAGAGACAAAACAAUCAAUGGAACAUAUCUGGCUGAACUGUCCUGCUGUUUUAAAACCAUAAAAAAGUCCCCAGGACUUUAUUUCUUGAGCCGAAGGAAUAUUAGAGAACAGAAGCCCACAAAUCUAAUUGGUUUUGCAGAAGCUUCAGAUUUGAGGGAUGCAAAACCAGUAAGGAACUCAGUAAGGAAGGUGCAAAGGUCCUUUUAGUCCUAGACUCUUCCCUCCGAUAAAAAAAUAGAAAAUUUUAUACCAAUUUUCAAGUCUAUGACUUUCCUGUCAAUAGUUAUUGCUCAGGCAGGCAGAUGGACAUUUUUGACUUUUAAACACCAAAAUGAAUAGAGUUCUUCUUUGGACCUGUAGAAACCUAUGUUCAAAAUUUCUAAUCUUUGGUACCUUUCAAUCAAGAGUUAUCAGAUAGAUAGACAGACUGUCCUUAACUUUUUAACCCUAAAAUCAAUAGAGUUCUUCCUUGGGCCAAAAGAAAACCGUAUACCAAAUUUCAAGUCUCUGGGACCUUUCUAUAAAAAUUUGUCACACAAACAAACAGACAGACUGUUUUUGACCGUUUGAUCCUAAUAUUAAUAGGGUUCUUUCGUGGACAAAGAUGAGGAACCACUAUGAACCAAUUUCCAUAUAUCUAUGAUCUAUCAAAAGUUAUCACACAGACAGACAGACUCCUCUUUGACCUUUUGAUCCCAAAAACCAAUUAGGUUUUUCAUUGGACCAAGAGGAACAUAUGUUCCAAGUUUCUAAUCUCUUGGACCUUUCUAUUUAGAGUUAUUGCACAGAGGGAUGGACAAUGACAUGAUUGCAACUAGGUCCUGCCGGGUCCUUAAUAAUAAAAAUGGAUUAAAUUAUAAAAACCAAAAGAAAAAUUAAGCAUGAAAGAUUAUUGAUGGAAUGAAUGUUUGUACAUCUAAUAAAUAUGCCUUUAACAUUAGUAAACUACUUUUUUUACAUUUUCUAAAUUUUUACAUAAAUAUUACCUUUAUACAAUUAUAUUUCUUUGACAUGACAAAUAGGACAUGUAUGAUAAUAAAUACUUUAUUAUUAUUUAAACAAUCUUACAAGAAACAAUAAGGAAGUGCUAACAGUUAACAUGAAAUUAACUUUCUUAAUUCUGGAUAUUUUAUUUGCGGCAUCUCUUUAUAUUUAGAGGAACAGGUAUUUCAAUCUUGUGUGCAAAUUUUGUUUUAAAUUGUGAAAAUUAUGUUCUAAAAAUUAUUAUUCUUAGUUAUGUGGUUCUCUUGUUAUUAACAUUAUUAUUCUCAGACUAAUGUAAGAUUUAGUAUUUAGAAAAUGUGUGUAAUGCUCUAUUUGCAUUAAAUGUUUUAUAAAUACUUGCAGAUAUUCAAAUUCAACUAUAUUGCAUUUUAUUUAGAAUUAUCAGCUUUCUUUUUAUUAUUACAUAAAAACUACUUUUAUAUUGUACUGAUUAAUCACACUAGACUAUAUUCAUUUAAUACAAUUUAUUCACUUUGAAUUUUCACAAACACAUCUUCCUGAUUCCAUGACAUAAAAAGCUCUAUCACAAUGAACUUAAUCUCAAUGUUUUAGAACUUUAGCACAGCUGUAAUCGUUCAAAAACAUUAAUUUAAUUUGAUUUUUAUAAAUCAAGUAUUAGUAUAAGAAAUUGUGUUUGGUUAUUAGAAAAUAAAAAUAACUUAUAUGAUAAUUAUCUAAAAUCCUAUUGUAAGUCAAAGUGCAAGAGUCACUUUGCAUUGCCUUAUAGACACAAUCUGGUUUUACUUGAAAUUUACAGAGGAAAAUCCUUUAAGAAAGAAUUUGACAGUCAGCCGUGCUAGUUUUAGUGGAUUUAGAAAUGGGAAAUUAUUCAAAUUGUAAAAAAUAUGAGACGAUGACUUUUUCUCAAAUAAUAUAUUUUCCUACCUACACAUACUUAAAACUAACCAUAAGAAAAGUAGUAAAUCAACAUCAGCCAACCAUAUACAGACCCUGAAAGUGGUGAUGUUCAGCUCUUUAUCUACUUGUCUGAAGGUGAUUUAACUGCUACUAUUUAUGUGUCAAAUGUAUAAGCUAGGAAAUUAUCAAGUGAGGGCAUCAUUUCAUAUUUUAACCCUUUUGAUGCCCUCUUAUUUCUACUCCGGUCAAUACUAGCAUGACUGACAAUAAAUUUUUCAUAGCAAAAAUUCCUCUAUUAUUUUUAAGAAAAACCAAAUAGUGCACAAUUCAAAUUGGCUCUUGGCUCAUAAACUAUUAACAUAUUUAAUUUUGAGUAUAAAUUCUUCAAAGACAUAAUAAUAAAUACGAUCUAUUACAAUGUAUCUUAAGUACGUAAAUUCUCAAAGAAAAAAUGAUUUUGUAUGAAAAAAUUACCCUUAUAAUCUUACAAUAAAUAAUUGUUACUACUCAGUAUACAUAAAGAAUAUUGCUUUGUGAAGAGGAAUAGACAGACAUUGCAAUGUAAAAUAAGCAUUUCUAAGUCAUGAAAUCAAACCUCAAAAUAAUAAAAAAAAUUUUAAAUAUGUAUACGCUUGUUUGUGCAAUUUAUGUAUUAUGAGACAAAUGUUUAAUUUGUGAAAUUGUUACAUAGUCAUUUUUAACUUAUUAUAUUGAAUGCCUUGACAACAUGUAGUCUAGUGAUGAAUUAGUGCUUAAAUUUAUAGUGUAUAGGAACGGUUCUUAAGAAUUUAUAUAUUUGUGAUUUAAAAUUUUAUAAUUUUGUAAUUAUUUAUUUUUACUAUGAGUAAACAGUUGUACUACGUUUAGUAAACAGUUGUGCUCCUUA